Molecule: messenger RNA, 1047 nt
Organism: Schistosoma turkestanicum
Lineage: Eukaryota; Metazoa; Platyhelminthes; Trematoda; Strigeidida; Schistosomatidae
Source: the annotation of a GenBank genome assembly
AUGACUGUGAUGAUCUUUAAACACGAAAAGGCUAUCAAUAUAUUAGAAAAUCUCAGAAACGUGCCGACCUACACAUGCAACAUUGUUAAUCAAGUUGUUCAAGGUCGUGCAGGUGAGAGCGUUGUUGGUUUUGAAAUUCUUCUCAUUCAUAUUGCUCUACAUGUUCUCCUAGUACGAAAAGAACCGUCUGGCAAAACGCAAACCGCUACCGCCCAGAAUCUUAUUCAGCUUUGGAUAUCAAAUCGUUUUAAACUCAUUAUUGUUGCCAGUUAUCGAUUGCUUUCACCAUCCCCCAGCACCCAACGUAACUUCAGAAUAUACACAAGCCUUCUAAAGGCUAAACUUGUUAACCUGUCACCUUUAAAGUUCAAAUCUUAUUUGAUUUGGCAAGAUAUUAAUUUAAUCAUCUACAAACAAACUUGUUCUGCACAUUUAGCAGCACAGUUUCGUUGUUCUACGAUACCUGUUAUAAAAGAUUAUUGUAGAUUACAUCUCAAUCGUAAAUUUAGCGUGGAAACUGUUGAGGAAUCAACACCGAAGGAAAAUAAUAAAGAAAUAGAAUGCUUAAAGAUUGAAAUGCAGAAACUAUCUGAAAGAUAUAAUGAUCUAGAUGAUAAAUAUAAAAGGACUCUUGCUGAAUCAGAAAACAUGCGGAAACGUUUAAUGAAACAAAUAGACGAAGCCAAAUUAUUCGGUAUCCAAAGUUUCUGCAAAGAUUUAUUGGAAGUAGCUGAUAUCUUAAUGUCUGCUACUCAGUCAGCUCCUCAAGAUCAAUUAAAAGAUGGAGUUAAUCCUCCAUUUUCUGAUUUAUACCAUGGAUUAGUAUUGACAGAAAACCAAUUGUUCAAGGUUUUCUCCCGCUAUAACUUAGUCCAGAUUUCCCCAGAAGUUGGCGAACAUUUCGAUCCAAAUAUUCAUGAAGCUGUCUUCCAAACUCCUUUGGAAGCUGGGAAAGAAAAGAAUACAAUUGCUGUGGUCACAAAAGUAGGCUAUCAAUUACAUGGACGACCUCUAAGACCGGCAUUUGUUGGUGUAUUUGGACCUUAG